ACGGGAACGGGACAGUUGCUUUCUUCAUUGAGUAAUCUAAAUAAUUAAUACGAAGUGGUGUUUUGUGGUUAAUGAUCGCAUUAAGUUAGUUGGAAGACAUUCGCGAGUGUUAUUAUAUUGGAGUAUUCAAUAAACAAAGUGUAUCCGCCUAUUUUCGCUUCGUGCUGGGAAGCCGCUUCAUAACUCAAAAGUUUAUGCGGACUUUUGAGUUAAUUCGUUUGGGGUUCGGAGUAGGAGUCUACUCCGAGGGUGGGGGCUUAGGUUUCAUCAUCAUCAUUCAUCACCUUUCAUCAUUUCAUUAAUCAUCAAGAAAAAAAAAAUACGUAAGACAUGGCUGUAUGGGCAUAGUUCCCUUUGCCUUACCCUUCGGGGAAAACCAAAACAAAAAAAAUGUUUAUGCGCCGUUCACAGGUUCACUCGUUUCGUUCUUCACAGCUGCACGUUGGUUAGGGAUUCAUUUAUUUUAUUUUAGAAAUAUAGUAUUAGGACCAGUUUUUACAAAAAUGAAUUCAGAACUAAAUCCGGAGGCUCCUGAAUUCUAUCCACAUUUAACUUCAGUGACACAGAAUGGUUAUUCUACAGUGAACAAGACAAUAAAAACAUCCAACUUACUGCCAAAACAAGGAUCUUAUGAACUAUACAAAACCUUUACAGACUUCAACAUUUUAACAUGCCAAUUAAGUGAAAAUGUUGUUACACAAUCAAAUCAAAUAAUAACAGCAGAGUUGCCAGGUGUGAAGUUGAAACGUAAUGACAUCCAAUACAAUUCGGAGAAACUGGUUGAUGCUAACGAUAACAUGUUAGACCGAGUGAAUAUAAACAUAGACAUAGUGAGUGGAGAAAACCAGCCCAACAACAAGUUCUUGGAUGGACUCAAUAUAGCACCAUGGAACAGGCAGAACAAUGGUCCUGUGAUUGCUAAAAUACAGGUGGGUUCCACUACGUUCAUAGGUGCCAAGAAUAUUCCGCGACCGCAACUCACUUUCAAAGACCCCGUCGACAAUUCGAAGAGCUUAUGGGUGCCUAAAAUAUCAGACAAACCAAACAAUAUCAAGCCACUGGCUUUGAAUAUCCUUUAUAAUGAUGAAGGCGAGGCUGUCGGAUACGAACAUCCAUACCAAGUGGAGUUGGACUUAUACCAGCCACCAGCUGAGUUUAUUGACCCCGACCCUGAGCCCCCAACACCUCCACCCCCCAUUCAAGACACGAAGCUUACCUAUGUGGAGACAGAGGAACAGGUUAAUGAGUUGGUUGACCACCUCAAUACUGUUAAAGAAAUGGCUGUUGAUGUGGAACACCACUCCUAUAGGACUUAUCAAGGAAUAACAUGUCUUAUACAAAUAACUACGAACGAAGGCGGCGAUUUCAUCAUAGACGCGUUGGCAGUUCGAGAGCACAUACACAAACUCAAUUUGGCAUUCACGGAUCCGAAAAAAAUUAAAGUGUUCCACGGUGCCGAGAUGGAUGUGUUAUGGCUGCAAAGAGACUUUGGUGUCUAUAUUGUCGGUUUGUUUGACACUCAUCAAGCUGCUAAGGCCCUGAAAGUGAGCGGAUUCUCCCUCAAGUAUUUACUCAUGAAAUACUGUGGAGUGAAUGCCGAUAAAAAGUAUCAGUUGGCGGAUUGGCGCAUACGUCCAUUGCCGAACGAGUUGAUGGAGUACGCGCGCAGUGACACGCAUUAUCUGCUGUACAUCUGGCGAAAGAUCAAAGCUGAUCUCUUGGAAGCAGGCGCUGGACAGCCGCAACUACUACUGUCAGUCUUUGAACAGAGUCGUCAGAUAUGUGGCAUGACAUACAACAAAGAAGUGGUUGAUGACUCGAGCCACAUGCGACUGUACAUGCGAUCGAAGAAGUCGUUCAAUUCCCGACAGAUGUCCGCGCUGCAGUUAUUGUACAAGUGGAGGGACACGCAGGCUCGUGCCCUGGACGAAAGCACAAUGUAUUUACUGCCGAACCAUAUGCUAUUGGCUCUAGCCGAGAUUUUGCCCCGCGAGGUGCAAGGAGUGAACGCUUGUUGCUGCCCCAUGCCGCCCUUUGUCAAGCAAAACCUAAUUACCAUUCAUAGAAUGAUCCUUUCCUGCCGCGAGUUACCGUUGGAGCCGCAGCUGUACCAGAUGCCCUCGAGCAUCAGAACCAUGGUGAACACCACGCAUCAACCGGUUAUCUACAAAGUACACGACCUCACGCAAACCCCUGAAUUCAGAGAAAACCAACGCAUAAACUUAGACCGAGCAGCGACUUUUCUGGAAGAUUACCCGGGAUACCAAGCUGAUAUCCCCGCGUUUGUCCCCUUAUACGACAGCGAAACUUGCUAUGGCGUUGUUUCCGAUCUGAACGCGGAAGCGAAACUAUUCAUUCCACCGUACGAUAGAUAUAGGAAAUAUCGUUCUUUAGCUCAGAUGGAAGAAAUAAAAGAAUACAAAGAUAAGGAAGCGAAAAUAGCUGCUAUUAGCAAAGGAAACGAGUUGAUCAAAACCGAGGUGCUUAUUAAGCUCCAACAAGCUAAAACGAAUGUAGAAAACGAAGAACACGCAGCUAAAGACGCAGGAGAUGUCAGGAUUGUCGAGGAAACUAUACAAGUACAAAAAGGAGAAAAACGGAAAAGAAAAAUGACUGCCGACAAGUUAGAACGCAAGGAAACCGCGACGCAGAUUGAAGAAAAAGUCGAAGUGAAAAAUAUGAAGAAUAAUGACAGGAGCAAGAACCUAAAGCCGUUCCUUUACAAGAAUGUAAACUACAGGAAGUUCUACGAUGACUCUGACAAGGCGCACAAACAGCCUAAAAUGAAAUUUAAGAAACAUAAAUAGUUGUUACUAACUAUACUUAUUAAGCGAAAAUAUACCGACAUUAUACAUAGUGAAUUUUAUAUAA
Pectinophora gossypiella (pink bollworm) is the source of this 2871-nucleotide messenger RNA. RefSeq names its product exosome component 10 (gene Rrp6). Gene Ontology annotation, biological process: nuclear polyadenylation-dependent CUT catabolic process; nuclear polyadenylation-dependent snRNA catabolic process; nuclear polyadenylation-dependent antisense transcript catabolic process. Gene Ontology annotation, cellular component: nucleolus; nuclear exosome (RNase complex). The record is from RefSeq and is a predicted model, not a curated record. Bases 339 to 2807 code for a protein of 822 amino acids. The transcript is spliced from 15 exons. Gene Ontology annotation, molecular function: 3'-5'-RNA exonuclease activity; nucleic acid binding; nucleotide binding. NCBI's taxonomy places the organism in Eukaryota, Metazoa, Arthropoda, Insecta, Lepidoptera, Gelechiidae.